Molecule: messenger RNA, 415 nt
Organism: Paraglomus occultum
Lineage: Eukaryota; Fungi; Glomeromycota; Glomeromycetes; Paraglomerales; Paraglomeraceae
Source: the annotation of a GenBank genome assembly
CGAGUCAGAAGAUACGAUCCAUGUGUCAUAUAAUUUGGAAGCAGUGGUGGAGAUAGCGCAGCCUUUAGCAUCAAAGGAUCUUACCAAGAAAUUGCUAAAGACCGUGAGGAAAGCUGCGGCUAAGAAACACAUAAAGCGUGGUGUCAAAGAAGUCGUGAAGGUGGCUGGUGACGUAUCACCAAUAGACGUAAUUACACAUCUCCCUGUAUUAUGCGAGGAAGCGGGCGUGCCUUACGUUUAUGUACCGUCAAAGACAGAUUUGGGGCUUACAGCAUCGACUAAACGGCCUACGAGUGUAGUGAUGAUUAUUCCCGGUGGGAAGAAAAAUGAUGAGGCCGCGUUUUUGGAAUACAAGAAGUAUUAUGAUGCAUGUUAUGCAGAAGCGAAGAAGCUGGGCGAGGAUUUAAUGACAUAA